UGGUGCUCCGCUGCCUCCCCCUGCCUGCCACCAGCUCUGCUCUCUCUCCUUCUGGAACUCCUCUCCUUUCUCUCUGUCUCCCCCUUUUUCCCUCCCUCUGCUCUUGCUGCUGAACCAUAGAUCUCUGUUGAUUUUUUUUUCCCCUUUCUCUGAGGUUGGGUUUGGAGUUAACUCCUCUCUGCCCAGCUUUCCUGCAGGCUCAGCUGCUCCUUGUUCCAGUGAGGAAGGGGUGGCAGAGAAAAAGCCCACUAUUCUCUGGUGGGAGAGAGAGAAUGGAGAGGAGAAGGGUCCCAUGGACCCUGGUGGCCACCCCUCAAUGCUGAAUGUUCAGGAUGUCUUAUCCAACACCUCCAGAGAACAAGAAUAUUCUGCCACAGCGAGCCUGGUCCCUGCCCUGUCCUUGGGAUAGGGCCCUAAACCCUCUGGAGCAUAAGCAAUUAAUUGCUAUUACUGGCUGUUAUUAAUUAUUGUUAAUAGCAUGGCUCUGAGCAGAUUGAGCCUCUCACGCAAUGUCUGACCUGGGGAAGGAGGAGAAUGCAGGUUUUGGUUUCCAUCCAGCCCAGAUCUGCACGCCACCAGUGCUGCCAGGGCACUGCAGGGUGAGGAGGGAGGACAAGCCAUCAAGGGAGGCUAUGUCCAGAGGUUCAGCUCUAUCACAGUUGCCUGGGACAGCAUGGGUGCUGGCUGAUGUGCCAAGAGAUGACAGUGACCCACACAGACCUCCUGCCCUGCUGCCAUGUCCACCCUGGUAACAGGACCUAUACCCUGAGGACUUCCAGGUAUGCUAAGACUGAGUGCAGCUAGGUGAUCCUUUCCCAGCAAGACUCAAAGGCCACCAGCUUCCCUUCGCUGGGAAGGUCCUGGAUGCCUCUUCCAGUUAUGGAGCAGGAUGCGGAGAAGGAGGUGCUGGCCCCUUCCCCUCCACAGCAGCCCUGAUAGCCCUCUGGGGUCAGUGGAACCCUGUGGCCUGACAGAAGGGAUCAUACAGCUUCUCGAUCCCACAUGCCUCUGUGGCAGAAGGGAGCAUGGUGUCCUCGCCAGCUCACUAUCAGCUGCUGUAACCAGGGAAAAGGGGAAGGCCGUGUCUUGGGACGUGGUGAUAACCCGGGGGAUGCGGCGGAGCACAAGCCUGUACCCUGCCACAGCACUGCUCACCAUGGAGGGACCACACCGCUGCUGCCUCCUCUUCCUCCUCCUCUGCCUGCUCCCACCACUGGGCAUUCCAAGCCCACCACUGCCUCUGGAGGAACCUCAGGAUCUGCCACUGACACUGUCCAGCACCGCUGACCCCACUGCCCACCUGCUGCGUGGCCGCCCCUCAGCCCCAGUGCGGCCCUACAGCCUCUCGCUGUCCCCUGAGGAUUACCACUACUCCCCCAAGCCCCGGCACCUGCGCCCUGGGCGGCUGCGCCGGCUCCUAGGCUCAGCCUUCGACCCCUUCUGGAUGGCGAUCGAGGAGCCCCGGGGUCGCAACAGCAGCAUCCUCGAGGAGAACCUGGAGUCCAUGAGCAGGGACCUGGCAGAGGGUGCUGGGCGCUACCGCCGCAAGCUGUGGCGAGAGGUGGAGGGACUGGAGCUGCCCAACCUGCUGCCCCCUGGCCCGGGGUUGCCCCCUGAGCUACCUGGGGCCCUGGCCCGCCACCUGCGGCAGUGGCUGGUGGAACUGGCUGCCUGCCGCCUCACCUCCACCUGGGUUGACCUGGGACCCGUCUUCUGGCCCCGCUGGGUGCGCCACACUGCUUGUGACACCAGACCCCCCGGCUGCUCCUGGCCCCCUGGCAUGAUCUGCCGCCCCACACAGCUCACUCGCAUCAAGCUGCUGGCCUGGCACUGCUGGGUCCCCCAGCACCCAGGCCCACCAAACUGCACCUGGCGGCAGAUCCCCUACCCUGUUGUGACUGCCUGCAAGUGUUCCUGCCGCUGAGGGGGCUGCAGGGGGCUAUGGAGGGACCCCAUGGUACCUGUUCUUGUAGCCAAAAGGUCUGAAAAGGCGAG
This is a messenger RNA of Lepidothrix coronata (blue-crowned manakin), 1995 nucleotides long. Its product is annotated as noggin-1-like. NCBI's taxonomy places the organism in Eukaryota, Metazoa, Chordata, Aves, Passeriformes, Pipridae. Gene Ontology annotation, biological process: negative regulation of BMP signaling pathway; osteoblast differentiation; negative regulation of cell differentiation. The record is from RefSeq and is a predicted model, not a curated record. The transcript has a single exon. The coding region runs from base 890 to 1924 and encodes 344 amino acids.